Gongylonema pulchrum is the source of this 549-nucleotide messenger RNA. Lineage: Eukaryota; Metazoa; Nematoda; Chromadorea; Rhabditida; Gongylonematidae. The record is from the annotation of a GenBank genome assembly.
AUGAAUGAAAGCGGUGCACGCAGCAAAACGUCGACGCCGCCAUUCACGCCACAACUCUCGGCUGCUUCGACAACCACCGGAAUAAGCACUGGUGACGAAGUAGAGUUUGAGUUCGGUGAAAAUUUUCCACUCGAUGCGAGACAUCUGAAUCGAGUUCACGAAGAGCUGGAAAAACUGAAUAUUGCAACUGAUGUAAUCAAUAAACUGGAGCUACAGCUUGAUGAGGCUCGGGCCACUUUCAGGAAGAUUCAGGCAUCGUGGUCGCAAAAACUGAAUGAAUUAAGUCGAAAAUAUGGUUCAGCUAUUGCGAAAGGUCGCCCCUAUUAUGAAGCCAAACUUAAGGAACGGCAACUACGAGAGGAAGCACAGAAUGCAGCAAUUCACUUUGAGCGUGCCAAUUCGAUGCAUGCAGUGGCGAAGCAACAGGUCAAACUCACUCAGGACAGUUUAAAUCGACAGCGCACCAUCGAACCUGAAUGCCUUGAGGUGCUAAACCAUCACAUUCAACGGGUCAAUGAAGCGGAACGUGAGCGCCUGGCUGCAGAAGAA